This is a messenger RNA of Trichoderma virens Gv29-8, 534 nucleotides long. RefSeq lists its product as uncharacterized. Gene Ontology annotation, biological process: translation. The coding region runs from base 50 to 328 and encodes 92 amino acids. Gene Ontology annotation, cellular component: ribosome. The record is from RefSeq and is a predicted model, not a curated record. Gene Ontology annotation, molecular function: structural constituent of ribosome. NCBI's taxonomy places the organism in Eukaryota, Fungi, Ascomycota, Sordariomycetes, Hypocreales, Hypocreaceae. The transcript is spliced from 4 exons.
ACCGAAGUCAAGCAUCCAAACAUCCCCAUCCCUACACAAAUCCGUCAAGAUGACCAAGCGCACCAAGAAGGUCGGCGUGACCGGUAAAUAUGGUACCCGUUACGGUGCCUCCCUGCGAAAGCAGGUGAAGAAGAUGGAAAUCACCCAGCACGCCAAGUACACCUGCACCUUCUGCGGAAAGACCACCGUCCGAAGAAAGUCUGUCGGUAUCUGGAACUGCCGCGCCUGCAGCCGAACCAUUGCUGGCGGUGCCUACACUGUUGCCACACCUGCCGCCGCUGCCAUGCGAUCAACUCUGCGACGAUUGAGGGAGAUUGCUGAGGUUUAAGGUGUUUCUUGGUAAAACGGUUGAAGGGAUCCGGCUUUGCUUUUCGGUCUGGUGUAUGGGGGACAUUGUUUGCGUGCAUACACUACGUUGACGAAAAAUGAACGUCGACGCUCGAUCUUUGGUCAUAGACACCGGUCGAUAGGCAAUGAACAAAAAAAGGAAAUUGCAUUAUCUCGGACACCCGAACUAAGAAAUGAUUUGAUGCC